UCUCUGCUGGAGGAUGAAGGAUGCAAUGUCUCUAAGUGGCACAUUGGUUGCGUGGCAAGUGGGCAUUACCAGUUUACCAGUGAGGGUUUUGUCCACAGCAAACAUCUCAUCCUCCUAUGUCCCAGCACACCAACAUCUCGUCCCGUAGACAAGAAACAGGAGGAAGACAAAGCAAGAUGGCGUUUGACGGAGAAGGCGUCGUUUUGGUCGUUAUAGUUAGUCGAGCUUAAUCAAAACGUACAUGUACACACAUAUGUUGUUUACUAGAGCAAACGUUGUUAUUAAUUGUUUGUAUCCGGAUACAUUAGUCCGAGCGCACUUUGACGCUUCUCGUGCUAGCUUAGCGUGCUAGUUAGCUUAGCGUGUUAGCCGCUAACAAAGAGAGGCGGAAGUGAUGAAAACACAUCGCUAAGCAGAGAUCAAGUGUGAGUGUAAAGUGUUGUGAUUGUGUGAAAAUGUGCGAAAGAACGACAGCAGAGUACGAGGAGGAACUUUGUCCAACAAAAGAGGAGAAGGCGCGACAACAGGACGCUGUUUUCAAGAAACAUCAAGUUGUUUUUCACAGAACAGACGUCCAACAGCGCCCCCACAAUAAGGAAGAAGAGGGGGAGCCACAGCCCCGCCACAUUAAAGAGGAAGAGGAGGAAGUGUGGAUCACCCAGGUGGGAGAGUGUCUUGUAGGGCAAGAGGAGGCUGAUCUCACCAAGUUUCCACUGACAGUUGUCUCUGGGAAGACUGAAGACAAAACACCUGAGUCCUCACAGCUUCAUCACAGUCCAAACGUCCGUGGGGAACAUCUUCUCCCUGAGCAGCAGGAGUGGGCCUCGAGGAUGGAGCAUUAUGAGCCCCAGCCCCCCUAUAUUAAAGAGGAAGAGGAGGAACACAGCAUCAGUCAGGAGGGAGAGCAGCGUGAAUGGUUGGAGGAGUUGCCAUUGACUGUCAUUGUGAAGAGUGAAGAUGAUGAGGUCAAAGGUGAGAGUGAGGAGAAGAGAGAGGCGGAGCCUCCAAGCAGCAGCUCAACUCAACACAUGACAACAGAAGCUGAUGGAGACCACUGUGGAGGAUCACAAGCAGACAAGCUCUUAGCUCCACUAUCAGAUAGUGAGGACACAACGUCACACUCUCCUGACACUGAUGAUGAAGACUCUAAAGAUGAUAAGACAUGCUUUACAUGCCCGCUCUGUGACAAAACGUUUAAUUACCGUUGUUAUCUUAAAGUACACAUGAGAACACACAGUGGAGAAAAACCUUAUUCGUGUUUAAUCUGUGGUAAAUGCUUCACACGGGGACAGUGUUUGAAAAAACACAUAAGAUUACACACCGGGGAAAAACCUUAUACCUGUUCAAUCUGCGGCAAAUGUUUUGCACAGAGUCAAGAUUUAAAAAGGCACACGAGAACGCACACCGGCGAAAAACCAUAUCCUUGCUCAAGCUGCAAAAAAAUAUUUUCCGACCGAUCCGCGCUUGCACAACACACGAGAACACACACGGGACAAAAACCUUUUACCUGUUCAAUCUGUGGUAUAGGUAUGGUACAGAGUCAAAACUUGAAAGCACACAUGAGGACACACACUGGUGAAAAACCAUAUUCCUGUUCAAACUGCAACAAAAGCUAUUAUAGCCAAUCAGCGCUUGUAAAACACGCAAGAACACACACUGGUGAAAAAGCUUUUACUUGCUCACACUGCAACAAAAGCUUUUAUGGCCGGUCAAACCUUGUCGAACACAUGCGAAUACACAAUGCAGGGCAACCUUUUACCUGUUCAAUCUGCGGUGAAGAUUUUAUUCAAAGGCUGCAUUUGAAAACACACAUGAGAAUGCACGAGAAACCCUUUUCAUGCUCAGAAUGUGGUAAAGGUUUUGCACAAAAUAAUUGUUUGAAAGAACACAUGAGAACACACAGUGGAGAGAAACCUUUUUCCUGCUCGGAAUGUGGUAGAGAUUUUCGACAAAAAAAGGUGCUCACGCAGCACAUGAAAAUACACAGUGGAGAAAAGCCGUUUUCUUGUUCAAUCUGUGAUAAAAAGUUUGUACGAAGAGAGCAUUUUAACGUACACAUGCGGAUGCACGCGGGGGAAAAACCAUUCACCUGUUGAAGCUGUUGUAAAGAGUCGGGACAAAGUCAUCUUUUGAAAAGACAUGAGAAAACAGGCGAGAGAGUUUUGAGGUGAUUCGUCAAACCUUUGUUGUUAGUAAAAUGAACAUAUUGACUUGUUAACAACAUUAGCACGUAUAGCAUCUGUGACAUCGUUAGUGUGUGUGUAACAAUUUUAUUAAUGAUUCUAUAUAUGGAUUAGAUAUUUUGGAGUAGUUCUUUUUUCAGUCAAGUACAUGUAUUAAUAUACAACACUGUGUACUAAUAUAUAGAUAAUAGAAACAUUUGACUGACAAUGUGAGAAUAAACCGUACAAAAUAUAAACUUUUGUGUGUGUGUGUGUAAUAUGUUUUUACAAUAAUGAAGUGUUAUGUAUUUUAUUUUUUACUUGUAAAUGAUUAAACAGAUGAAUUCCUUUAU
Nerophis lumbriciformis (worm pipefish) is the source of this 2515-nucleotide messenger RNA. RefSeq lists its product as uncharacterized. The record is from RefSeq and is a predicted model, not a curated record. Gene Ontology annotation, cellular component: nucleus. Gene Ontology annotation, molecular function: RNA polymerase II cis-regulatory region sequence-specific DNA binding; DNA-binding transcription factor activity, RNA polymerase II-specific. NCBI's taxonomy places the organism in Eukaryota, Metazoa, Chordata, Actinopteri, Syngnathiformes, Syngnathidae. Gene Ontology annotation, biological process: regulation of transcription by RNA polymerase II; embryo development.